Messenger RNA from Condylura cristata (star-nosed mole), 3432 nucleotides. RefSeq names its product kelch-like family member 13 (gene KLHL13). Gene Ontology annotation, molecular function: ubiquitin-protein transferase activity; cullin family protein binding. The record is from RefSeq and is a predicted model, not a curated record. NCBI's taxonomy places the organism in Eukaryota, Metazoa, Chordata, Mammalia, Eulipotyphla, Talpidae. Gene Ontology annotation, cellular component: Cul3-RING ubiquitin ligase complex. Gene Ontology annotation, biological process: regulation of cytokinesis; protein ubiquitination. Bases 403 to 2352 code for a protein of 649 amino acids. The transcript has 7 exons.
GAGAGGAAGGGGAGGGCAGCAUUAGAUUGUUGAUAGCGUCCCUCCGAGGACUGCUAUUAAGAGCACGCUACUCUGUACUUCUCUGCCGCAGAAGACAGAGUGAUGUUCACGUUACCACAGCAUGUUGUAAAUGGAUGAGAUUUUGCUCAUCCCGGCUUGGAAAUAAGAAUAGGGAAAGGAGAGCAACUUGAAUCAGAAGCUACUAGAAGAGUGUGCAGAGUUCUGCAGCAGUUUAUAUUCGCUCUUACAUUCUUUCUUCUAACUGGAAAACAGAGAGACUGGCAUUUUUUAAACGGGCUUUUCCCAUAAUGGCAUUCUUGUAUUGUCUGGCCAGAGCUUGCACAGGAGGAAAGCAGGCUGCUGAAUUUAGUCACUGAUCUCUAUUAGCUGUGGCCUAAGGCUAUGCUGAGGUUUAUAUCCCAUUUGUAUUGUUGCAGCUCAAAAGAAGAAUGUUCAGAGGAUGACAAGUGUAUUCUGAGUAGAUCUCUAGUGGAAGAGGAAGACCAACAUAUGAAAUUGUCCCUUGGGAGCAGCGAAAUGGGCCUGUCAUCCCAUUUGCAGUCUUCCAAGGCAGGAACCACACGCAUCUUUACCAGCAAUACCCACAGCUCGGUGGUGUUACAGGGCUUUGACCAGCUCCGACUUGAAGGGUUGCUUUGCGAUGUGACCUUGAUGCCUGGUGACACAGAUGAUGCCUUCCCUGUACAUCGAGUGAUGAUGGCAUCUGCUAGUGAUUACUUCAAGGCCAUGUUCACAGGUGGAAUGAAAGAACAAGAUUUAAUGUGCAUUAAGCUUCAUGGCGUGAGCAAAGUCGGUUUAAGGAAAAUUAUUGAUUUCAUUUAUACUGCAAAGCUUUCUCUUAAUAUGGACACACUUCAAGACACACUGGAAGCUGCCAGUUUUCUACAGAUUCUGCCCGUUUUGGAUUUCUGCAAAGUAUUUCUCAUAUCUGGGGUCACUUUAGACAAUUGUGUCGAAGUUGGAAGGAUUGCCAAUACCUACAAUCUGACAGAAGUGGAUAAAUAUGUUAACAGUUUCGUCUUGAAGAAUUUUCCUGCAUUGCUGAGCACCGGGGAGUUCUUGAAACUCCCUUUUGAGAGGCUUGCCUUCGUGCUUUCCAGUAACAGCCUUAAGCACUGCACUGAACUGGAGCUCUUUAAGGCUACCUGCCGCUGGCUGCGUCUGGAAGAGCCUCGGAUGGACUUUGCUGCAAAAUUAAUGAAGAACAUACGCUUUCCACUGAUGACACCACAGGAGCUCAUUAAUUAUGUGCAAACCGUGGAUUUUAUGAGAACUGACAAUACUUGUGUGAAUCUCCUUUUGGAAGCCAGCAAUUACCAAAUGAUGCCAUAUAUGCAGCCAGUUAUGCAGUCAGACAGGACUGCCAUUCGCUCUGACACCACUCAUUUGGUUACACUGGGAGGAGUGCUGAGGCAGCAGCUGGUUGUCAGCAAGGAAUUGCGCAUGUAUGAUGAGAAGGCCCACGAAUGGAAAUCCUUAGCCCCCAUGGAUGCCCCAAGGUACCAGCAUGGCAUUGCUGUCAUUGGAAAUUUCCUUUAUGUCGUUGGUGGACAGAGUAAUUAUGACACAAAAGGAAAAACAGCAGUCGAUACAGUCUUCAGAUUUGACCCUCGAUACAAUAAAUGGAUGCAAGUUGCAUCUUUAAAUGAAAAGCGCACCUUCUUCCACCUAAGUGCCCUCAAAGGAUAUCUGUAUGCAGUUGGUGGGCGCAAUGCGGCUGGUGAACUGCCUACAGUGGAAUGUUACAAUCCACGAACAAAUGAGUGGACCUAUGUUGCCAAAAUGAGUGAGCCCCACUAUGGCCACGCUGGGACUGUGUAUGGAGGAGUAAUGUAUAUUUCAGGAGGAAUUACUCAUGACACUUUCCAAAAGGAGCUCAUGUGCUUUGACCCUGAUACUGACAAAUGGAUUCAGAAGGCACCGAUGACCACCGUCAGAGGCCUGCACUGCAUGUGUACCGUGGGAGAAAGGCUCUAUGUCAUUGGUGGCAAUCACUUCAGAGGAACAAGUGAUUAUGAUGAUGUCCUAAGCUGUGAAUACUACUCACCUAUCCUUGACCAGUGGACCCCAAUUGCAGCCAUGUUAAGAGGCCAGAGUGAUGUUGGGGUCGCUGUGUUUGAAAAUAAAAUCUAUGUGGUUGGUGGGUAUUCCUGGAAUAACCGUUGUAUGGUAGAGAUAGUGCAGAAAUAUGAUCCAGAUAAAGAUGAAUGGCAUAAGGUUUUUGAUCUCCCAGAGUCCCUGGGUGGCAUCCGAGCUUGCACACUCACGGUUUUUCCACCUGAAGAAUCCACACCAUCACCUUCUAGAGAGUCCCCUCUUUCUGCACCGUAAGAUCAACCCUACAACUAAGAUGCUGUAGUCCUAUCUUUGCAAUGUGUCUUGGAUUCUCUUCUUUUUCUCCCCUUCCCCCUUAAGUAGUGUAUGUUAGGAUUAGCCUCCAGUAAUUGAUACAGAUAUUGGAAAAAAGAUGACAUUGAUGUUAUUUGUGCUGUUUGUUUGGCUUAGAGUGUUUAUAAAGUGGUGACAAAACCAUUCUGGAAAUGUAUUCCAUAGAAGCUGAUGCUUAACCUAUGAUAAAAAGAAAAAAAAAAAAACAACCAAGGUAUUGUCUAUAAAAUGUUUCUUCAGUACUUUUUGAUGCUGUGUACUGGAUGUAAGGUAUUUGUCAUCUUACAUUCGAAAGCCCAAUAAACUAAGUUGAAGGUGGAUUAUAGUAAAUGUACAACUGUGCUAACUAUGCUUCAAAGUCAAAAGUUUUCAUUUCAUCUUUGACUGUAAGAUGCCUCAAAGGGAGGCAGCCUGCUCCAACAGAAAACAAUAGACAAAAGGUUGCCAACUCGCAUGAGCUACCUCCCUCUUCAUAAAGUAUUUUUGACAUAUCUGUCAACCCACCCGACUGUGUGGGUGCAUUGAGAACAUAUAAAGUUUCUUAGACACACAGGAGAAAUAAUAACUGAAAUUCACCAAUAUUAAUUUAAAAAAAAGCAUGACCCUUCUACUUAUGAACAAGGGUUUGGGAUUUUUACAUGGAUACAUAUAUCAAAUGCAAAUUUUUUAAAAUUGGGUGGUACAUCAAAUAGAUAUGAAUUUUUAAAAAAAAUAUUCCAAAAAGCAGCUCCCAUUAAAAUGGGAGUGCAUCUAUGUGGAGUCAUACUGAAUUGGGGUGAAUAAGGGCUAGAAAUUUUUAGCCACUAAAUUGGUCACCUGAUCAAAUUGUAUCUCCAAAACUAUAAUCUCUACCUUCUCCUUUGCUGUUGAGAUAUCUUACAUAUUAUAUGUAUUCUGUAUACUCUCUGUUCAUGAGGUUAUUUAGCACAAAGUACAGCAGCUGCCCUGAUAAGCUGCUUUUGCUCAGUGAAGUCAACUUCCAUGUUUUAUCUUUUUUUUGUUCAAUAAAAACAUUUAAUGUCA